UCUCUCUCAGUGUGAGUGCAGGCAAAUGGCAGAGGCCAGCAUUUCAGUAGAUUUUUCUGUGCAUCAGCUCAGCUGUCCAGUGUGUCUGGAUCUCCUGAAUGAUCCAGUGACUACUCCCUGUGGUCACAGUUUCUGUAAGGUGUGUAUUAAUGGCUGCUGGUUCCAGGAGGAUGAAAAGGGCGUCUACAGCUGUCCUCAGUGUAAAGAGACUUUCACUCCAAGGCCUGUUCUAUGCAGGAACAACAUGCUAACUGAAGUGGUGGAGAAACUGAAGAAGACUGAACUCCAAGCUGCUUCUCCUGCUCACUGUUAUGCUGGACCUGGAGAUGUGGAGUGUGAUUUCUGUACUGGGAGAAAACACAAAGCCGUCAAGUCCUGUCUGGUUUGUCAGGCCUCCUUUUGUGAAGAUCAUCUUAAACCUCACUAUCAGUCUCCUGCCUUUAAGAAGCACAAGUUAGUUGAAGCCUGUGCAGAGCUCCAAGAGAAGAUCUGCUCUGAACAUGACAAACUGAUGGAGAUCUACUGUCGUACUGACCAAAGCCUCAUCUGUUACUUGUGUAUGAUGGAAGAACACAAAGGUCAUGAUACAGUUUCAACUGAAACAGAAAGAACUGAAAAACAGAAUAAGCUAAAGGAAGAGCAGAUUAAAUCCCAGCAGAGGAUCCAGGAGAAGCAGAAGAAGAUGCAGGAGCUGAAACAGACUGUGGACAUUAUUAAGAUGCGUUCACAGGCAGCAGUAGAUGACAGUGAGAGGAUCUUUACUGAGAUGAUCAGCUCCAUGGAGAAAAAGCGCUCGGAGGUGACGCAGCUGAUCAGAGCUCAGGAGAAAGCUGACCUGAGUCGAGCUGAACGACUCCUGAAUCAACUGGAGCAGGAGAUUGCUGAUCUUAAGAGGAGAAUCACUGAGCUGGAGCAGCUUUCACACACACACGAUGACAUCCACUUCCUCCAGAGUUUCCCGUCUCUCUGUGUUUCUCCUGGAUGUGACGACUCACUCAGCUUCACUGUCAAUCAACAUCUCACAUUUGAUGGAGUGAGGAAAUCUCUCUCAGAUCUUAAAAAAAGGGUCGAACAAAUCUGUGAGGAGGAAUUCAACAAAAUCAGACCAGAAGCAGUUCAAAUGAUUUUACCUUCAGAACCAAAGAACAGAGAAGAUUUUCUGCAGUAUUUCUGUUAUCUGACUCUGGACCCAAACACAGUACAUCAUCGACUCAUUCUGUCUGAGAAGAACAGAGUGGUGACACGGAGUGAGACACGACAGCGAUACUCUGAUCAUCCAGAGAGAUUUGACUCUUGGAUUCAGGUGUUGUGUAAGGAGAGUGUGUGUGGACGCUGUUACUGGGAGGUGGAGAGGAGCGGUGAUGUGGAUAUAUCAGUGUCAUAUAAAGAGAUCAGCAGAAAAGGACUGGGUAAUGAGUGUGUGUUUGGAUUCAACAGUCAGUCCUGGAGUCUGCAGUGUUCUUCUUCCUUUGUGUUUUUCUGUCACAACGAUAUUCAAACUGAGCUCCGUGGUCCAUCAUCCUCCAGAAUAGGAGUGUAUGUGGAUCACAGUGCAGGAACUCUGUCCUUCUACAGCGUCUCUGACACCAUGAGGCUCCUCCACAGAGUCCACACCACAUUCACUCACCCUCUAUAUGCUGGAGUCUGGAUGUGGAGUAAUAACUCAGCUGUGAGGUUUUGUGAUCCAAAAUCUCUCUCUCUCUCUCUCUCUCUCUCUCUCUCUCUCUCUCUCUCUCUCUCUCUCUCACCCCCCCCCCUCCUCUCUCUCUCUCGUUCGUGCACUAAAAUGGCAAAAGCCAGUAUUUCUGUAGAUCAGGAUCAGUUCAGCUGUCCAGUUUGUCUGGAUCUUAUGAAAGAUCCAGUGACUAUUCCCUGUGGUCACAGUUUCUGUAACGUGUGUAUUAAUGGCUGCUGGGAUCUGGAGGACAUAAAGGGAGUCUACAGCUGUCCUCAGUGUAGAGAGACUUUCACUCCAAGGCCUGUUCUAUGCAGGAACAACAUGCUUGCUGAAGUGGUGGAGAAACUGAAGAAGACUGGACUCCAAGCUGCUUCUCCUGCUCACUGUUACGCUGGACCUGGAGAUGUGGAGUGUGAUUUCUGCACCGGGAGAAAACACAAAGCUGUCAAGUCCUGUCUGGUUUGUCAGGCCUCCUAUUGUGAAGAUCAUCUUAAACCUCACUAUCAGUCUCCUGCCUUUAAGAAGCACAAGUUAGUUGAAGCCUGUGCAGAGCUCCAAGAGAAGAUCUGCUCUGAACAUGACAAACUGAUGGAGAUCUACUGUCGUACUGACCAAAGCUUCAUCUGUUACUUGUGUACGAUGGAAGAACACAAAGGUCAUGAUACAGUUUCAGCUAAAACAGAAAGAUCUGAAAAACAGAAUGAGGUAAAAGAAGAGCAUAUGAAAUCCCAGCAGAGGAUCCAGGACAAGCAGAAGAAGGUGCAGGAGCUGAAACAGACAUUGGACAUUAUUAAGAUGCGUUCACAGGCAGCAGUAGAUGACAGUGAGAUGAUCUUUACUGAACUGAUCAGCUCCAUGGAGAAAAAGCGCUCGGAGGUGAUGGAGCUGAUCAGAGCUCAGGAGAAAGCUGAAGUGAGUCGAGCUGAACGACUCCUGAAUCAACUGGAGCAGGAGAUUGCGGAACUUAAGAGGAGAGUCACUGAGCUGGAGCAGCUUUCACACACACACGAUGACAUCCACUUCCUCCAGAGUUUCCCGUCUCUCUGUGUUUCUCCUGGAUGUGACGACUCACCCAGCUUCACUGUCAAUCAACAUGUCUCAUUUGAUAAAGUGAUGAAAUCUCUCUCAGGACUGAAAAUACAAGUCCAGGAAAUCUAUGAGGAGAAAUUCAACAAAAUCCAACCACAAGCUGCAGCUGUUCGGGUGAUCUUACCCUCAGUUCUAAAAAGCAGAGAAGAUUUUUUGCUGUAUUUCUGUUAUCUGACUCUGAAUCCCAACACAGCAAAUCGUCAACUCAUUCUAUCUGAGAAGAACAGAGUGGUGACACGCAAUAGAACACGUCAGCGAUACUCUGAUCAUCCAGAGAGAUUUGACUCCUGGAUUCAGGUGUUGUGUAAAGAGAGUGUGUGUGGACGCUGUUACUGGGAGGUGGAGAGGAGCAAUGACAUAGAAAUAUCAGUCUCCUAUAAAGAGAUCAACAGAAAAGGACGGGGUUAUGAGAGUUUGUUUGGGCGCAAUAGUCAGUCCUGGAGUCUGGAGUGUUCUUCUCCCUCUGUCUUUUUCUGGCACAACAACAUUAAGACUGAGAUCCGAGGUCCAUCAUCCUCCAGAAUAGGAGUGUAUGUGGAUCACAGUGCAGGAACUCUGUCCCUCUACAGCGUCUCUGACACCAUGAGGCUCCUCCACAGAAUCCACACCACAUUCACUCAGCCUCUAUACGCUGGAUUCUGGCUCAUUCGCUGUAACUCAGUUGUGAAGUUAUGUGAUCCAACUGAAAUGUAAAAAAAAAUAUUUUUCCUUAACCAGUUUUUGAUCAAGGGCAUGCUUUAAAAAAGUUCAUGCAAAGCAGAAUGUGAAAAAAAUCUAUAAUUAAAAUAAGCAUUAACAAAAAAUUUUUCUUCAAUAACUAUAAACAAACUACAAAUACAUACAAAUAUAUAUCAAUAGCCUAAGCUCAGGAAUUGUUUUAGGAUUCGAGUCUGGACUGUCUCAAGGCACAAAUCUGAGGAAGAGACCCAGACCCUCUGCAGCUUUGUAGGUGUCACAUUAGCCUCCAUAAUUCUUAAAAGUUUUUUGAAACCAUCCAGAUACUUAAAGCAGAGACAAAAGUCCAAACCAUACAUCCAUCUUCUGCAAUUCUUUCAUGCCAAACUGUUCCCUCUGGUCUAAUGAAACUAAAAUGAUCUUUGGUCAAAAUGACAAGCAUUCAGUCUGUAACAAACUAGGCAUGCUCAUCAGAUGGACAAAUCCAACUCUCCUGUGAAACCUGGUGGUGGCAGUAUCAUGUUUAGAGAAGUUUUUCAGCUGCAUGAGAUACACAUGAGACACAUCAUUAUUGUAGGAACUAAUCAAAGUUAUUUGAAGAAAUGUGUACACCAAAUUUUGCUUUCAACAUGACAAUGACCUGAAACACAUGUUAAGUGUUAAGAUACGUGUAACUGCUUUUGAGUGGUUCACCCGGCUUCACUGUCAAUCAACAUCUCUCAUUUGAUGUAGUGAGGAAAUCUCUCAGAUCUGAAAAAAAAAAAUCAAAAAUUUGUGAGGACUAAAUCAACAAAAUCGGACCACAAGGUGAACAAACAAACAUUGUUUCUGUAUCACAGUAAAAAGAGCCAAAUUUUCAUCUAACAGAAAUAAGAAGUAAGCAGGACCAAGACUGCAGAAAAUCACACAGUAUUAGCAUCAGUCUUGUAAAUGACAUCAAGAUCAAUUUAACAGACAAAGUACAAAUGUAGGAGCUAUUUGUGUAUUUUUGUUUGUGUAAUGUUAAAAGUUUGUUUAUUUGUAUAGUUUAUUUUUUGGUCUUUUGUGUUAAUUUAUGUUAAUUAGAAUAUGUUUACUUUUCUUAGUAUUCUUCUUAUUGGAUUACUAACAGUAUUUCUUUUCUAUUGGGUUAGGACAUGUGCACCUAGGGGAUAAAAGGGGUUCAGUUGUGGCAACCCAGUAUGCACCUGGGUGGGCCUAUGGUUUUUUACUAGUUUGUCAAGCCAGUUGGGCACAAGGAGCAGGAGAUGCAAAAUUUUUUGUUUGCCUGAAAACCCUUUAAUAAAGCUCAUCAAACGCA
Tachysurus fulvidraco (yellow catfish) is the source of this 4742-nucleotide messenger RNA. RefSeq lists its product as uncharacterized. Gene Ontology annotation, molecular function: zinc ion binding; protein binding. NCBI's taxonomy places the organism in Eukaryota, Metazoa, Chordata, Actinopteri, Siluriformes, Bagridae. The transcript has 12 exons. The coding region runs from base 26 to 3460 and encodes 1144 amino acids. The record is from RefSeq and is a predicted model, not a curated record.